GUCAAAGGUUCCCCCCACCUGUUCUGGUUCCUGCAUUGGAGGCGAGAACCGGCUGCUAAUGGUCGAGCUGCUUUUCCUUGGCAGCUUGGAUUUCUCAAGGAGCAGUGUCUUUACUCAUCAGUAUUGUGCCACACCGCCUCUGGGUCAGUUAUGAGCGAAGAUGUGGCCCGGGCGGUUGAAUUGCUGGAGCGGCUGCAGCGCAGCGGGGAGGUGCCCCCUCAGAAACUGCAAGCCCUUCAGAGGGUGCUACAGAGCAAAUUCUGCUCUGCCAUAAGGGAGGUCUAUGAGCAACUGUAUGACACACUGGAUAUCACGGGGAGUCCUGAAAUUCGAGCGCAUGCCACAGCUAAGGCGACGGUGGCUGCCUUUGCAGCUAGUGAGGGCCAUGCACACCCGCGGGUGGUGGAGCUGCCCAAGACGGACGAAGGCCUGGGCUUCAACAUAAUGGGGGGCAAGGAGCAGAACUCUCCCAUCUACAUUUCCCGCAUCAUCCCCGGGGGCGUGGCUGACCGCCACGGUGGGCUCAAGCGUGGAGAUCAGUUGCUAUCGGUCAAUGGCGUGAGUGUGGAGGGUGAGCAACAUGAACGGGCGGUGGAGCUUCUGAAAGCAGCACAGGGUACCGUGAAGCUGGUUGUACGCUACACACCCAAAGUACUUGAAGAAAUGGAGGCACGCUUUGAGAAAAUGCGGACGGCGCGGCGCCGGCAGCAGCACAACAGCUACUCCUCCUCUGACAGCUGCCCCAUCAGGGUGUGAAGACAAGAAAUGGAGGCAAGGGAAUGUGCUGGGGUGCAUCUUUAUCCUCUAACCAGCAGGUGGAGCACUUAAUGUACUGUGCAGAACUCUGGUCAGGAUUUGUGAAAAAGUUACCUUGAAGUGGAUUUUUGGGUGAUGGGGGAUCGAACUGCUUAAUAACAAUUAGGGAAUGCCAAUUUAAAAUUCCAUGGCUCCCCUGCUUAAUUUUGGUGGUUUGACCCAGCAGUUAGCCACAGAUGGGAGUUUGGUGUGUCUAGUCUUGUAACCCUUUCAGAUCUAAAAGCCAUUCCUUUUUAGCUGAUCAGUGCUGAGCUGAAGCCAUCCUGGCCUGAGUGAGUUGCAGAAGCCCCCCACGGAACUUAAUGUGGGUCAGUUUUUCACCUGCUACUGUGAGUGCUUAGAAAAACCCUACUACUUGCAGUGGCAUUCAAAAAGUCAAGCCAAAGAAUUCUAGGCAGAAGGUAGCCAUGGGUGUACAUCUGCAUAGAUUGAUUGAAAUCUGCCACUUUUAUGUGGUGAUAGGGGGCAACAUGGGAAGUGAUCCCAUAGCUCAGUGGUGGUUGAGCACAUGCUUUGCAUGUAGAAGGCCCAGGUUCAGUCCCUGGCAUUUGCAGCUGAAAGGAUCAGAUGAUAUCUGAGACAUUGGAGAGCCACUGCCAGUCAGAAGAGACCACUCUGGGCUACAUUAGGGAUGGGGAACCUGUAGGGUUGCCCUCCAGAUCUUGGUGGACUUCAGUUCCUAUCAGCCCCAGCCAGCAUGGCCAAUGGUCAGGGAUGAUGGGAGUUGUAGUCCAGAGCCACAGCUUGGACUGGAUGGCUAAAUAAUCUCUGACCUGAUGUUAGGCAGCGUAACGGAAAAUGAAAUAAGUAUUAGAGAAAACUACAGCUUGAUGGUGGAGCACAUGCUGUGUGUGCAGAAGGUCCCAGGUUCAGUCCCUGACACCCCCCAAUAUUUUUUUUAAAGGAGCCAGGUAUCAGCUGCUGGGAAAGACCUUCUGCCUAGAGGGCUGCUGCCUGCUAGAGUAGACAACACUGGAGUAGAUGAAUAGUCUGGUUUGGGUAUGGCAGCUUCCUAAUUUAAAAUAUAUAUCGGAGGAAACUGUUCAAACCUAAUCUUUCACUUAAUCCCAAGAGGACUGCAGUGUGCAAAAAUAAAGAUCAAAAACACUUCACAGUGAAUACAUGCCAUUUUCAAAUCAACCUGGUUGUAUUUAUGUUGGAAAAAAGGUAUUUAAUGUUAAAAAGUAAAUAGGUAAAUCAUAUAUAUUAUUCUGAAUGUUGGAAUGCAAUAAAAUACCAUACCAAAGGCAUGUCAGUCUUCUUAUACUUUAUCAGGACUAGAUUGAUUUGAAUAUGGUGUUACUUAUUUGUGAAAUCUUUUGGAUCCAUGCUUUGUAUACAGUCAUUCCCCCAAUUUUAAGUCUGCACUAUUUUCUCUGGGAAUGUGCCUCGUUUCCAGGUGUACUUUUUCUCCACAGAAUUGGGGCCAUCCCAGUGCAUGUGUGUGUGCGCACGCAUACAUGCGCGCGUGCUCAGUGUAUGCACUGAGGGCCAAGCUAGAUUUGACAUGCUGGUUUUUUACAAUGCAGGUUGCAUCAGCUUGCAGGGGGUGAGGAGAAGGAUGCUGAUAAUUAACAGCAUAGAGAAGGAGUUCCUCCCAUAUUGCAGUCCUGGGGAAAAUCUUUCUUCUGGUAUUUGCUUUUGGAGGAAAUGCCGGAUUGGUGUUUUAUUACCCCAUUCCAAAAAAAGGCAUAUUCAUGAGGGAUUUUCCUCAGGACUGUAGGAUGGAAGGAAAGGGUUAUGUUUUCCUCCUACAUGUGCUUUGAGCCUGUUAAUUAUCAGCCCCUUCCCUUACAUACAAGCACAUUUGCACUUUUAAAAAAUGCUGGAGGCUUUUAACUUCAGGUCUAGUUUGGCUCUGAGAGGGGGUCAUGAAAAAACAUUGGCUUCGCUCCUUAAAAAUUAACUCACUCAAAAUAUUCAGCUUGUGUUUACUAAUGUUCACAGCCUCUGCAGGCAUUAUUAAAAGUAAAGGAUCUGAGCUGCUUUAGCUGUGUGCCCUCCCCAGGCCCAGUCUGCUCAAGGGGAUUUUUUGACUCCGUACUUCCAUCUUUGACAAGCAGAUUCCUGUACCUUGUUGCAGGCUGCUUUUAACACUCUCCCCCCCCCUUUAAAAAAGCAGCUUGCACCAUUGGAGGCUGAUGCUUAUGAGAGAAAUGCAAGACCCAAAGCCCCCUUGGUUCUGUGGCUCUUUCGAUCACUGAAAUGGCCCAGAAUGCUCUGGCACAGUCAAGAGCAGGGGUGGCUCAGCUAUGGCCCUCCAGAUGUUGAUGGACCCCAACUUUCAUCAGCCCCAGACAGCAUGGCCAAUACUCAGGAUGAUGGGAGUUGUAGUCCAACAAAUACCUGAAGGGCUGCAGAUUUGCCACCCCCGGGUUAGAUGGACCAAAUAGCUUGCCUGUGAUGGGAUCUCUAAUAAUAUGAUGGUGUUGGGGAGCACUGUAAUGAUCCCACCAGCUGGCUGUACCUGUGAUACUCUCGCCAGGGCCACCACCUGUCAGGAUCUCUGUUUUUAUUUGUUCUCUCACGUGUUCUAGCACAGAUCUCGCAAGACCCCACUGCUAGGCAGCACUACCAGCCACUUCCUGUAAACAAUACUGCCUGAGACUUCGCCUUUAGUCUCCUUCUGGCUUCUUACUAUGUGUUUGAGUGCCCUUGCCGUCCACAACCCCCCUGUACUUUGUCUAUAAAGUAUACAGCCCUGGGUUGCUCUAUAUGCUUGACGAUGUUACAAUAUCUCUCUCUUCACCGCUGCCACCAUUUAUUUGAUACAGUUUCCCUCCAGCCUUGGUAAUUACCCUGCCCUCCCUUCUGGUCUGUGUAUCCCCAGCCAAGGAUCAGGCUUUUGGUAAACCAAUAAAGGUAUUUAUUUGAUAACACCAGGAAAUAACAAGAUUACUUUAGGAACGUUCAACAAGCGUAUGGUUUCAUAUAGUGCCACUCUUUAUGUUUCCAGUCUUAUAUAUUCUGCCUAAAUACCAGCCAAAUAUAAUCCAAACCUCCCUCAGAACUCUGCCAAUCACUCCUCUCAACAACUCCCCCCUCUCACUCAGUCACUUACCAUAUAUCACUUAAUAAACCCGCACUUACCAUAUUUACAGAUAUUAAAAUACAGGGACAUCACAAGCACAUACAACACUUUGCUAUUACUCUGCCUGGAGUGGGAUACAAAAUCUUCCUGGCACUGUCAACCCCACUCCUUUCAUUGGACAAAAGGCUAACAGCUGAUUAACUCUGUUUAGGGAGAUCUGGCUUUCUUUGGUAGAACCCACACUUCAGUGAACUUUCUGCCUAUUACUUGGCCCCCAUGGAUGUUACCUAAUUAUACCACUAACAGGUCACAAGUUGAUCAGGGUUGAGAGGGAAGAAUACUGCAGAACUCUUGUGUAAGCUGUUCCAAACUUUCUGAAAGAAGAAUGUGACAUAAGUGUAAUACAUCAAUAAACUAAUAUAGCACAAUGUUUGAGAAGCCUCCCUUCAUAAACCACAUUACAGUGUUUUUGCAUCCCCCCAUCCCGUGCUCUUUCACAUGAAUGUGGGGAUCAAGCAGGUGUUUGAACCUCAAUUGGAGAAUGAUGUAUGUACCAAACUUCAUGCUGGUCUCACAGUGCUCAAUGUGUUCAUUAAAUCAAGGGCCUUGCUUCUCACUAUCAAUAGUACGUGAUGAUGCUUAUUGUGCACAAAUAGGACAAACGCUGCAAAGUUUGAUUCUGAAGCGGGCUAGAUGAAAUAUUGGUCUGAUUUGAUUCCUCAAAAGGCACUCUGUCUCUAGUUUGUUUACAUAAGUAUAUAUUGACUUUCAUACAACACCCAAAGGUGAACCGCAACCAAAGAUAAUACAAUAAGUUACACAAGCUAAAACAUUAAAACAGUACAAAUCUUAAAAUACAGCAUCAAGCCCAGGGCAAAUUAACGUAAUGCAACGUCUGGGAUUAAACA
Rhineura floridana is the source of this 4755-nucleotide messenger RNA. It is a transcript of the gene LIN7B, whose product is annotated as lin-7 homolog B, crumbs cell polarity complex component. The record is from RefSeq and is a predicted model, not a curated record. Lineage: Eukaryota; Metazoa; Chordata; Lepidosauria; Squamata; Rhineuridae. The transcript has 6 exons. Gene Ontology annotation, molecular function: L27 domain binding. The coding region runs from base 151 to 756 and encodes 201 amino acids. Gene Ontology annotation, biological process: maintenance of epithelial cell apical/basal polarity; neurotransmitter secretion; protein localization to basolateral plasma membrane. Gene Ontology annotation, cellular component: MPP7-DLG1-LIN7 complex; cell-cell junction; synapse.